Messenger RNA from Staurois parvus, 299 nucleotides. The record is from the annotation of a GenBank genome assembly. Lineage: Eukaryota; Metazoa; Chordata; Amphibia; Anura; Ranidae.
ACUGCUUAUUAACCCUCCUCUUUUUCAAAUGUCCACAUCUUAUCUCCUUAUAAGACAGACUGAACCAUAGCCAUUAUGCACAUGCUCAGUUUAGUGUGUAUUGUUAGAGAGAAUGCAUGUGAUCAGCACAGGGCCAAUCAGCACUGUCCAGACAGAGGUCAGGGGUUCUGCAUCCUCCUAGAGCAGAAAGAAAACUCCUCCUACAAGCUUUAACCAGUGCUCUACUGAACACUGGUAGAAGUCACAAGACUGCUCUAACAGCCGAUGAGAAAAGGUAUUUAGCUGUUUAUAUUUACUAA